Penicillium angulare is the source of this 3738-nucleotide messenger RNA. Its product is annotated as DNA-directed RNA polymerase I core subunit RPA135. Gene Ontology annotation, molecular function: DNA-directed RNA polymerase activity; DNA binding; ribonucleoside binding. NCBI's taxonomy places the organism in Eukaryota, Fungi, Ascomycota, Eurotiomycetes, Eurotiales, Aspergillaceae. The coding region runs from base 1 to 3738 and encodes 1245 amino acids. The transcript has 2 exons. The record is from RefSeq and is a predicted model, not a curated record. Gene Ontology annotation, cellular component: RNA polymerase I complex; nucleus. Gene Ontology annotation, biological process: DNA-templated transcription.
AUGGCGCCUGCUCCUACCGACACCGAAUGGUCGGUCAAAUAUGACACCCUGCGUCGAGAGAACCUCUUCCAAAACCCUCCUAAAGAUCACACAGCCUAUCCGUCGCUAGCUGAAUCCAUUAAGCCGCAUAUCGACUCAUUCAAUGCUCUCUUCGACGACAUCAACAUCCUGAACGAAGGACUGAAGGAAAUCGGUACCAAGGUCAUUCUCGAUGGAAGCCCUGAAACCCCUGCGCAGAAGGAAGCUCGUAUGGAACAGGGACUUCGUGCCCCGAAGCGGAACCGUCUGAGUGUGCGCGUGAAGGAACUCUUCCUCGAAAAACCUACUUUACCGGCCACCAACAAGUUCAGCACUAAGAACCGUGAAAUUUAUCCUUCCGAGUGCCGUGAGAGACAUGCAAGUUACCGUGGCAAGCUUCGUGCUCGUCUUGAGUGGCGGGUUAACAAUGGUGACUGGAUGCAGUCAGUGCGAGAGCUCGGUCAGGUCCCCAUUAUGGUGCGCACUAACCGCUGUCACCUUGAAAAUGCUACCCCGGAAGAGCUGGUGCGCCACAAGGAAGAAUCUGAAGAAUUGGGUGGUUACUACAUUGUCAAUGGUAACGAGAAGCUUAUUCGUAUGCUGAUUGUCGGCAAGCGGAACUACCCUAUGUCUAUUAUUCGUGGUUCAUUCGUUAAGCGUGGUCACACCUAUACCAAGUUCGGUGUACAGAUUCGAUCUGUUCGUCCUGAUCAAACUUCUCAAACUAAUGUCCUUCACUACCUUUCGGAUGGUAAUGUCACCUUCCGAUUCUCAUGGCGCAAGAACGAGUACCUGGUUCCUGUUAUGAUGAUCCUCAAGGCUCUGGUUGAGACCAACGAUCGCGAGAUCUUCGAAGGCAUCGUCGGUGCUGCCAACUCCAAGGGAAUGAAGAACACUUUCGUCACAGACCGUGUCGAGCUCUUGUUGAGAACUUACCAGGCCUACGGCAAGCACAGCCAGACCGACUGCCGUGCUCACCUGGGCAAGUGUUUCCGCCCUGUGUUGGGUCUGUCGGCAGAUGUUUCUGAUGAGGAGGUUGGUGAUGAGUUCUUGCGUAAGGUUGUUCUUCCUCACUUGGGAUGCUACGAUGUUACCGAAACACAAAACUACGACAAGUUCAAGAUGAUCAUCUUCAUGAUCCGCAAGCUGUACGCUUUGGUUGCUGGUGACUGUGCUCCUGAUAACCCCGAUGCGGUCUCUAACCAGGAGGUUCUGCUUGGUGGUUUCUUAUACGGCAUGAUCCUAAAGGAACGUAUCGACGAGUGGCUUCGAGCGCUUAGCCCUCUUGCCCGGGAUUGGAAUAUUCGUAACCCUGGCGGGUUCGUGGAUCCUGCUUUUGAGCGUGACUUCUUAUCCAAGAUUGUCAAGCGAUCCAACGAGAACAUUGGAGGAGCCCUUGAGUACUUCUUGUCAACGGGUAACCUUGUCAGUCCGACUGGUCUUGAUUUGCAACAGACAUCCGGUUACACGGUCAUGGCUGAGAAGAUCAACUUCUACCGAUUCAUCAGUCAUUUCCGCAUGAUUCAUCGUGGUAGUUUCUUUGCACAACUGAAGACCACCACCGUGCGUAAACUUCUGCCUGAGAGUUGGGGUUUCUUGUGUCCUGUUCACACUCCUGAUGGUUCUCCUUGUGGUUUGUUGAACCAUUUGGCACACAAGUGUUUCAUUACCACGGACAACCUUGAUGUCUCACAUCUGCCUCGACUUCUUGUGCAGCUUGGUGUCAAGGCUCAAUCUUCCGUGGCCAUGGAUGAAAGUGUUCCAGUUCAGCUUGACGGCAGAAUCAUUGGUUUCUGUUCACCCGAGCAAGCUCACAAGAUCCACGACACUCUGCGAUACUGGAAGGUCUCCGGCAAGAACAACGUCCCCGUCGGCUUGGAGAUUGGAUAUAUUCCCAACUCCACUGGCGGACAAUACCCCGGUAUUUACAUGUUCUCCCAAGCAGCAAGAUUCUAUCGACCUGUCAAGUAUCUGGCUCUUGAUAAGCUGGACUACGUGGGUCCUUUCGAGCAGCCGUUCAUGGAAAUUGCUUGCGUGGAAUCAGAUCUGAUCGCCGGUCUCUCUACACACAUCGAGUUCACACCAACCAACAUCCUCUCCAUCGUGGCCAACAUGACUCCAUUCUCCGACUACAACCAAUCUCCUCGUAACAUGUAUCAAUGUCAGAUGAGCAAGCAAACUAUGGGUACGCCCGGUACUUCCAUUGCUUACCGUACGGAUAACAAGCUUUACCGCUUACAAACUGGUCAAACUCCUGUUGUUCGCCCACCACUAUACAACGCCUACGGUCUGGACAACUUCCCUAACGGUAUGAACGCUAUUGUUGCCAUUAUCUCCUACACCGGUUACGACAUGGACGACGCCAUGAUUAUCAACAAAUCUUCUCACGAGCGUGGCUUUGGUCACGGAACUAUCUACAAGACCAAGGUGCACAGCUUAGCGGAGAAAGACCGCCGAUCGCGCCGCGAGGUCGGCAAGCUGUUCGGUUUCUGUCCUGGCGAUGAGGUCAAGGCUGAGCUGCGCAAAUUCAUUGACGAUGAUGGUUUGCCUCAUGUUGGUAUUCGUGUGCAGGAGGGUGAUAAGAUUGCUGCGUAUCACAACGUGCGCUUCGAUGCUACGACCAACUCUUACGUUAACGUUGAUGGUGUCACACAUUACCUGAAGUACAAGGAUGCCGAGGCCGGUUACAUUGAGAGUAUUCGCAUCAUGGGAUCUGAGCAUGGCACUGAACCCAUGCAAUCGAUCAGUGUCAAGUACCGCAUUCCUCGUAAGCCCAUCAUUGGUGAUAAGUUCUCUUCUCGUCACGGGCAGAAGGGUGUUUGCUCCCAGCUCUGGCCUUCCAUCGAUAUGCCAUUCUCCGAGAGUGGAAUGCAGCCUGAUCUGAUCAUCAACCCUCACGCUUUCCCAUCUCGUAUGACUAUUGCUCAGAUGAUUGAAUCCAUGGCUGGUAAAGCCGGUGCUCUGCACGGCCACUCCCAAGACUGCACACCAUUCCAGUUCUCCGAAGAGAACACGGCUACCGACUACUUCGGUCACCAGCUCAAGAAGGCCGGCUACAACUACUACGGUAACGAGCCUCUCUACAGUGGUAUCACUGGUCGUGAAUUCGCCGCAGACAUCUACAUGGGUGUGGUAUACUACCAACGUCUCCGUCACAUGGUAAACGACAAAUUCCAAGUGCGUACAACCGGUCCCGUCAACGCCUUAACCGGCCAACCCGUCAAGGGUCGUGCCAAGGGUGGUGGUAUCCGUGUCGGAGAGAUGGAGCGUGAUUCCCUAAUUGCUCACGGAGCCGCCUUCCUCCUCCAAGAUCGUCUGAUGAACUGUUCCGAUUCCCAGCUUGCCUGGCUCUGUCGCUGCUGUGGUUCUUUCCUCUCUACACAAGUUGCUGUUUCCGGCUCUGGCUCUUCCCGUCGCGCUGCUGUUAACCCCGGUGCUGCUGCUGCUGCGGCCAAGGCUGCUCCUAACCAGCAGGCUCCGGGUGGUGCCUCUUCUGUUGGCGGUGCUUUGGGUGGAGUGAAUGGUAUUGUGCGCUGUCGCCGUUGUGCUCGCCAGGCUACUUUCAAUGACUCGCGCGCUGAGGCUUGGGAGGAUGGUGAUGGUCUCCGCUAUGUUGGUGGUGACGAUGUCACUGUUGUUGCUGUGCCUGGUGUUCUUCGAUUCCUGGAUGUCGAGUUGGCGGCUAUGGGUAUCCGCAUGAAGUUCAAGGUGGACAACUAA